UCGUUUUAUACGCAUCCACUUCUUCAGGGUCUUGAACAAAGCAGUUUGAAAACUUCAAGGAUGAAGGCGUUUCUGUUGUUUCUGACGGCCACGGUAGCGACCUGCGCUCCGAGUACUGACAGCGACGAUGCUCCUAAGCUCUUAAACUUCGGGCCGGAGCCUCAAGAAUGCGACCUCAACGAGGUGUGGAAGGAGUGCGUAAGCAGCAGCUGCGCCGAGGCCAGCUGCAGCCGGCCCAUCAUCGGCCCCGCAUGCACAGCUGACUGUCGCUACGGAUGCUACUGCGCGGACGGAUUCUACCGGAACGUCGAACUCAAGUGCGUCGCGCUGGACCAGUGCCCGCAGCAAAGAAAGACAGCGUCGUUUCCUGUACCGCAAUGUCGCGAAAACGAGGAGUGGAAGUCGUGCGUGAGCAGUUCUUGCGCCGAGGCCACGUGUGAGUCGAAGACCAUUGGUCCCGGAUGCACGCCGGACUGCCAGCAAGGCUGCUUCUGCUCCCAGGGAUUCUACCGCGACUCCCAACGCAACUGCAUCCGCGAGGACCAGUGCCAAACUCCUUGAGGAGACGUGUCGUCAAUCAAUAAA
Rhipicephalus sanguineus (brown dog tick) is the source of this 585-nucleotide messenger RNA. Its product is annotated as mucin-6. The coding region runs from base 61 to 561 and encodes 166 amino acids. The record is from RefSeq and is a predicted model, not a curated record. The transcript has 3 exons. Lineage: Eukaryota; Metazoa; Arthropoda; Arachnida; Ixodida; Ixodidae.